UCCAUCUUUUCUUUUCCCUCCAACAAAUCGAGCCAAAAAAUAUCGGAAGAAACUGAAAAUCUGCAAUGGCGUCCGCCUCUGCUCCGCGUAGCGGUGUACAGGGAAGAAUUGCGUCGGCGGCUACAACGCUUGCCGCCGAGAACCAGACUCUUAUUGCUGAGAUUAGAAGGGCUACAGUUAUGAUGAAAGAAGUUGGAGUCGAUUUCGAGAGGGACAACGAAUUCGACAUGGUGAAGCAGCUUGAAGAUGGAGUUGUUGACUUAGUGAAAGCUGCAGAUGAGUGUACUCAUCUUUCGAGCAGUAUCCAAUCUAUAGGAAAAGAUUACCAGCCUGCAGCUGAGCUAACUAACUUCAGUAAGCUCUUCGAUAAGAAAAUCAAAAGAUCAAAGGCUGAUGUGACAUCUCUCUCACAGAGCCAGUUAUGGUUACGACAGUUCCGUGAAGCUAUCUGGAAAGUUCAUCACGAAGGACAACCCAUGCCAGGUGAAGAGCAAGAGGACAUAAUAAUGACCAGCACGGAGUGCACUAUUCUAAACGCCACCUGUCCACUGACUGGAAAACCUAUCAUUGAACUAACGGAACCUGUUAGAAGCAUGGAUUGCAAGCACAUAUACGAGAAGAGGGCUAUCAUGCAACAUUUAAGGACGAGAACCGCACAGAUCCGUUGCCCGGUGACAGGUUGCCCGAAAAAAUUGGUCGCAGACAGAGUGGAUUGCGACCCCUUUUUACUAAUGGAAAUUGAUGAAAUGCGAUCACUUAAUGCACAACGUGCCACAGCUGGUGUGAUCGAAGAUUUCACUCAGCUGGAACAAGAUUAAUCUGUUAAAAGUUUGCAUCAAUGGCAGCCGUUUUGAGACAUUGAGACAUCAUCAAUCCACAAUGAUUUCUCCCACUGCUAACGUAGUAUUCACAAGAACAUGUUAAAUGUUCCAAUGGGUCAAGAUGCAUUAGAUGGUAUCUAAAUCAAAUGAAUUAGUAGAAGCAUCAUUCUGUUUUGUAGGAAUUUAUUUGUAAAUUUUUGUGCUUUAUUAAAGUAUCUUACCAUCUGUAGAUGCAA
Molecule: messenger RNA, 1057 nt
Organism: Salvia hispanica
Lineage: Eukaryota; Viridiplantae; Streptophyta; Magnoliopsida; Lamiales; Lamiaceae
Gene: HPY2
Product: RING/U-box superfamily protein
Biological process (GO): protein sumoylation; double-strand break repair via homologous recombination
Cellular component (GO): Smc5-Smc6 complex; nucleus
Molecular function (GO): SUMO ligase activity; zinc ion binding
Source: RefSeq, a predicted model, not a curated record